Messenger RNA from Lasiosphaeria miniovina, 435 nucleotides. RefSeq lists its product as uncharacterized. The record is from RefSeq and is a predicted model, not a curated record. NCBI's taxonomy places the organism in Eukaryota, Fungi, Ascomycota, Sordariomycetes, Sordariales, Lasiosphaeriaceae. The transcript has 5 exons. The coding region runs from base 1 to 435 and encodes 144 amino acids.
AUGGCCUCGGCGAUCUGUAUCAGGGCACUUGCCCUGGUUCCUCCACACAGUAUCUUCGCAUUUCGAGAUGUGUCUUGGGUCUGGAGAAGACACAUUGUUCCUUCCUCAUGCCUGCUUGUCGCGCCGCCAUGGAACUGGAUGUUCCAAACGGGCUCAGACUCAAACAAGAUCACCGUUAUCAACGAUAACCCAAAGUUCAUCCUGCCGCGGACUGUCGAAAGUAGCUUGAAGCUCGACCGAAUGAUGGAGCUUGAUCGUGAGGACACAACAUUCAAUCCACCGACCAAGGCAGAGAGGAGGCGACAAGAGAUCAGCGCCACAAGACGGAGUAGUGCUAGCGUUGCCGCCUCUAGCCUAAGGGCUCACGAGCGCUUGCCGCAUCAGUCCUCUGUAGCUGCCGACUUUGACGACGCCUUCAAAUCGCAAUUGCCGUAA